Molecule: messenger RNA, 1481 nt
Organism: Cyprinodon tularosa
Lineage: Eukaryota; Metazoa; Chordata; Actinopteri; Cyprinodontiformes; Cyprinodontidae
Product: ERBB receptor feedback inhibitor 1
Exons: 4
Coding region: 312-1394 (360 amino acids)
Biological process (GO): regulation of keratinocyte differentiation; negative regulation of epidermal growth factor receptor signaling pathway
Cellular component (GO): extrinsic component of cytoplasmic side of plasma membrane
Source: RefSeq, a predicted model, not a curated record
UAUGGAAAACUGCGUCACUCUGACCAAAUCAGUUUCACCUCCCAGCGUUGUUGACAGAGGAAGGAUGUUGCACAUGGCUUGGAUCUGAUGGGACUCACAACAACUAUUUGAUUUUUAACAUUCAUGAGAAGCAAAGAUCGACCAAGACGCGUUUACGUGAUGGAGACAUAGUCGGGAUUUAAUUGUGCUUGUUGCUGCAGCUGCUGCUCACAAUGAUCCUCUGAUGGAUUUAAUGGAGCUGACUGGUAGCAGAGCUUUGCAUCCGAACCGUUCACAUCCUGCGUAUUAGAAGCAACUUUUUAUGCCACAACAUGGAUGGAAAUCAAAAUAACUACUGGGGUCACCAAGAAAUGCACAGAGAGUGCUUCGGCCUGAGUGCUGACAUGGACCCCAGCCUGACUGAGCUGCAGCAGCAACAAACGGCCAAGCAGUUUAACUCCAGCAUCUCUGUCCGCUUUCCUGCUUACCACUCGGAUGCUUUCAAGUGCGACGGAGACCAGGUGGUCCCCUCCUCCCAGAGAAGGGUCCGACAGAAAGAGGCCAAACCCCUCCCGCCGCUUCCUGACCCUGAGGACCUCAUGUCAGAUGAAGCUGCAGACAGUGAGGUUGAAUUCUUUACCAGUGACCGCCAGCGCCUCCUGCCCAAAAGCUGCCCGAAAGCAAUAACCAGAAGCAGCAACAGAGACUGCGGUCAGAUAAAUUACGCCUACCAGGGGGGGUCAUUGGAGAUAAGAGCUAUAGGCUCUGACUCCAUUGCUUUCUCUUGGCCAAGCAGAGAGGACAGACUGCUUGGUAGAGGAAGCAGACCUCUUACAAACAACUGUAAUUUUGAUUACUUUGCUCAUGAGAAAAGAGACAGCCAGCAUGAUGUGUCUGCUCUUAGAGCUGGUUUUGGUGACAAACAGUCAGAGCAUCAAGCCUCAUCCAGAAACUGUUUUUCCUGUUCAGGUCCCCCUAUUCCUCCUAUAAAACCUCAAAUCCCUCCUCGUAUCCCCAUCCCACCUAAACCCUCCUCUCUCUCCAAGCCUGUGAGCAACUCUGAGGAUGAAAAGCCUCCCAAAGUCCCUCCAAGGGUCCCCUUGGUCCCACCCUGCCCACCACGCACCCCAAGCCCCAAAAGCCUCCCAAUUUACAUCAAUGGAGUGAUGCCCGUCACACAGAGUUUUGCUGCUAAUCCAAAUUAUGUGAGUAAGGCUUUACAGAGACAGCAGAGCGAAAGGGCACCACCAGCUGCACAGUUUUCUCCUUGUAUCGUUCCCAUUCUGAAGGACGGCAAACAGGCCAGCGCCACGCAUUACAUUCUGCUGCCGCCGGGUCGGCCCGCGCACGCAGAGAGACGGGGAAGGAUUCUGAGCGAGCCUGAUAGGACUGGAUGCGUCUGGCAGAAAAGAUAGAAUCCUUUGAACGAAUACAAGACAGUGACUGACGUUAGGCAUGGGCUGGUAGGGGAUGCUUACAGUGGAAUUCUUAGUUUUCUUUUU